AUGGCUGGUUACUGGUCUGCCAUUGCUCCCGGUCUUGAUCCAUGUUCAGCUUGUGGAAAAGCACUUAACAAAUACUCGAUCUUUCGCUACGAAAACUACCCACUAAAUAAUAAAGGACCAAUUACUGAUGAUAAAUGCCAAGUGGAGUAUUUAUUCAGUUAUUACGUUGAUACAGGAAACUCAAAAGAAAUGGCUUUAGAUACAACUUGUAAAUCCACCGAAAAUGGAUGCACUACUAAUCAUGUUACAGAAGCUUAUACAGAAGUUAAUAAUGCCUGUAAUGCUCAAUUGAAUACGUAUAACAAUGGCAAUAAUGAUAUGGCUGGAAUGUUAGCUGAAAGAACUAUGUUUGAAUUUUAUGUUGCUCAACCCAUGAGGAGUUAUUACUGUAGUAAAUCAGGGAAUGAAUAUUGCUAUAUCAAAAACAACGAACCAUAUGUGGAAGCAAAUUACAAAACUGCAAUAACUCCAUAUAAUCUAAAUCGUUUUGCAAAGCUUUUCAAAAAUAAUGAAUGCUCCAUAAACCUUCAUGCCGAAUUCAAAACCUAUUUCUCAACACCUCCUACAACUCCCAAUUUGCUAAAAAUUUUUAAUGCCGUUGAUUCUGCUAUAAAAAAUUUUACCCCUCCACCACCCACUCCCGGUAAUGAUCCCAAAAUCAAUCCCGGCACCAGUCCCACUUCUAGCACCAGCUCCAGUUCUACUAACACUGAAUUGCCUCCCUUUCCCACAUCAUCACCACCGCCAACAUCAAAGGGAUUCAAUAUUAUAUCGGUUGUUGGAGCAGUUUUUGUGGUAGUCGGCUUUGUGGUAGCAAAAGUUGGCAUGUCGAAAACCAACACUAACUCAACAGUAAAUUCCCCCGUAAAUGAAAAUAUUCCUGCGGAUACAGCAAAUAUUCCUGCAGAUAAGAGAAAUAUUCCUGUAGAUAAGGAAAAUAUUCCUGCAGAUACAACAAAUAUUCCUAUAGAUACAGUAAAGAUUCCUGUAGAUACAGAACCUUAUGUUAUGCCUGUCAAAAAACCUAUUUCUCAACAACCAACUAAAAAGGCAGUUACUCGUCAAUCACCAUCGAUAUAUGAUAUCUUCCAUACCCUUCAAUUUUUUGUAACCGUGGCUCUAGUUUCCUUGAUCCAUCUUUCAGAUAAUUAUCGGAAUUUGGCAUCUCAACUUGGAUGGUCAUUUGGGUUGCCAAAUGGCCUGGACAUUAAAUUUCUGUCUGAUAUUGCAGAUGAGAAAAUACGAAGUGCAAUAUGCUAUAUUAUUGAUACUACUUAUAUCAGUAUAAUUAGCACACUGGGAACCGAUCCAGAAUUAACUAGUAGGACUGGGUUCGGGAGUUAUGCAAAGGCGUUAAGUAUUCCAACAUAUAACUUAUUUUUUGUUAUGCUUAUCACAUUCUGUUCAGCAAUGGCAAUUGCAGCUGUUAUUGCAUCAUUGGCUGGGUUGGUUGCAUGGUUGUGUAAAUCCUUAUGGAAAAAAUGGCCUAUCUUAAAAACGGUAGCAAAUAAUAUUCACUUUUUGGUGCUUGGUGGAAUUUUACGUGUAGACGAAUUCGAGAAACCAGCUCACACUUUCCUUUAUGGCUCGAUCUACAAUCAAUAUCGGAAUCACACAGAUGCGAAGGAAACUCGCAUCUGGUUUUUCGCAUUAAUAUUCACUUGUGAUUUUAUUCGAGGCAUUGUCAUUGGAUUGGGUCAAAAUAGUAUUGCUGCACAAAUUGCUGCGUUGUUUUCAACAGAAAUAAUAUGCUUUGCCUUAUUACUAUAUUUCAGACCUUUUAAAACACGAACAAUGAACUGCUUGAAAAUAUGCAUAUCAUUUUUGAAGUUUGCAAUUGUGUGCAUGUUGAUACCAUUCUUGAAUGGUCCUAACGAUAGCCUUGAAAUUGCGAUAGAAUCAUUUGAAUUUGUCAUUUUUGGAAUGUUAAUUGGUGUGAUAAUUUUAAAUGCAAUUCUUGGAAUUCGAGAUCUCGAUAUUGCUAUUACUAAGGAAUUAAGUCGUGAUCACAUAUAG
Molecule: messenger RNA, 2016 nt
Organism: Entrophospora candida
Lineage: Eukaryota; Fungi; Glomeromycota; Glomeromycetes; Entrophosporales; Entrophosporaceae
Source: the annotation of a GenBank genome assembly